This is a messenger RNA of Penicillium alfredii, 1806 nucleotides long. Its product is annotated as putative YT521-B-like splicing factor. NCBI's taxonomy places the organism in Eukaryota, Fungi, Ascomycota, Eurotiomycetes, Eurotiales, Aspergillaceae. Gene Ontology annotation, molecular function: N6-methyladenosine-containing RNA reader activity; mRNA binding. The coding region runs from base 1 to 1806 and encodes 601 amino acids. The record is from RefSeq and is a predicted model, not a curated record. The transcript has 4 exons. Gene Ontology annotation, biological process: regulation of alternative mRNA splicing, via spliceosome; mRNA splicing, via spliceosome. Gene Ontology annotation, cellular component: nucleoplasm.
AUGGGCGAUGUUCCUUCAAGUAGGACCACUUCAUCCCGAUGGGAAAUGGAUAGGAAGUCCCCGGUGUCAAAACCAAACCUAUCUUCGAGAACCACUCAGCCAUCGGGGAACCUCGUUGCCAUUCAGCCCUCGUCGACCAAUUUCGAACAUCAUUCGAGUCCAACAGGAGUUGCUGGCCAUGGCCAGUAUAGACCCCCGCCAUCUCCCUUGAACAUGGGCGGCAUGGUUUACACCCUACCCUGUCACCAUCCGCACUCGCCGUUCGAGCAGCAGUCACACCACUAUCCACAACCAGCUCAUGGACAAGAAUUCAUGUACCCUAUGCACUCAAUGACUCCCUUUUCCGGGCAGCACACCGGCGCAAGGGUGGCCUAUGGUAGUCCAUUCGCCCCGGCCUACGCACCGUACUCACCUCUGGGCUCGGCAUUCCACCAUGGAAAUGCACAUUACCAGCCAGUUGUGUCAAAUGUACCAAUGCACAAUAUUGCACCUCCUCGGGCAUCUCACUAUAACCCGGGAUAUUACCUUCAUCCACCAUUCGCCGCACACCCUGGACACGGAAUUGCGGGUGGUCCUAUGUGGGAGACUGGGUUUCAAUCACGUCCAGGCACAAGUGCCUCGUCGAGACCUGGCUUCUCGCGCAAGGAAUCAGAAAGGAAACAUACAGAAAGGGAGUACGAUGUUUCGAAGACGAUUGUGGAUGGCUCAAACCCCAUGAAGUUGGUGCAAUCCCAAUCACCAGAUACCCAAUCUCGUUUCCACUCGAGCCCAGUCCUUCCCAGCACACCGCGAGGCCCGUCGAGAAAACCCAAACAGUCGGGCCAUGCGCUCUGGGUGGGCAACCUACCUCCGGGGACCAGAGUGAUGGAUCUCAAGGACUAUUUUUCACGAGAGGCGACCAGCGAGAUCGAAAGCGUAUUCCUGAUCCCCAAGAGCAAUUGUGCGUUUGUGAACUACAAAUCAGCUCCCGCAUGUGCCGCAGCGCUGGCACGAUUUCAUGACUCCCGAUUCCAAGGCGCACGUCUCGUCUGUCGGGUACGCCAAGGAUUCGCGGCAUUGGGUUCUGGUGUGACGAGCAUGGGUGUCAGUCCUCGGCUGCGCCCUGGAGACACUGCAACGAAUCUCUCUGGCGAUGAAACCCUCAUGUCGCCUGAGACGGGAACUGGUCCACCACCGGAUGCGAACCUGUCCCGAAUACCGGCUCGAUACUUCAUCGUGAAGAGCCUGGCGGUAGAUGAUCUCGAGCUCAGCAAACAGAAUGGCAUCUGGGCCACCCAGGUGCACAACGAAGCUAAUCUGAACCAAGCGUACGAGACCGCCGACGAGGUAUAUCUGAUCUUCUCGGCGAACAAGUCGGGCGAGUAUUUUGGAUAUGCUCGCAUGUCGUCACCCAUUCAUGACAAUGAGGAGCUCGCCUUAAAAAUGCCGCCGCGACCUGACCCAUUGCCCGAGAGGCCAGGUGAAGUGUAUGUGACCCCAACAACAGCCACUUCCACGGCGCCCGCGGGACGGAUCAUCGAUGAUUCGAUGCGGGGAACGAUCUUUUGGGAAGUCGAGUCCUCCGAUGAAGAUACUGCCAGUGAGAAGAGUAUCGAUGGCCUGGAAGAACCCGUUGAGAGCCAGUCGUUUGGCAAACCGUUUCGGAUCCAGUGGCUGUCUACUGAACGAGUCCCCUUUCACCGCACCCACGGAUUGCGAAACGCGUGGAAUGCCAAUCGUGAAGUCAAGAUCGCGCGCGAUGGGACCGAAAUUGAGCCGACAAUCGGCCGGCAGGUCCUCGAGCUCUUCCAUACCCCGAACACAUGA